Molecule: messenger RNA, 1908 nt
Organism: Trypanosoma conorhini
Lineage: Eukaryota; Euglenozoa; Kinetoplastea; Trypanosomatida; Trypanosomatidae
Product: puromycin-sensitive aminopeptidase-like protein
Exons: 1
Coding region: 1-1908 (635 amino acids)
Source: RefSeq, a predicted model, not a curated record
AUGGGGACCGAGAGUCUACAGGCGGUCAUGCGGCAUCUGCUGCAAACGCGCCGCGACACUUGCUUUGACAACAACAUCUUCCUCGAGUCGCUGGCGCAGGGCGCGACCGUGAGGGCGUGGGGGGAGGUUGCCGCGGCGCUGGUGCGCUGCACGGCUGAGCCUGGCCACCCGCUGCUUUACGUUGAGCAGGACAAUGACGCCGAAUGCCGCGUCACGCAGUACCAAAUGCCGGAUCUACGACAGGGUAUCCUGCCGGCGUACGUGAAAUUCAUGCAGGGGGCGGUCGCGGUGGGCGACGUGGACUUAACGGCCCCGCGGCGCCGGCGCGUGUUUACGUGGGACGCAGAAAAGUUGCUGCAGCGGGCCAACUAUGUGGUGCGCGUGAGCCUCGUGGAGCCGCGGGGUGGAACUUACAUCCUGCGCGAGGGGACGUUAUGCAUGCGCAGCCAGCGGGACACCCUCUUCGGCUCCCGGGGCACGGUGACGUACCUGAACUACCACGGCGCCGGCUUGCUGCGGUGCGACUACGACACCGCCACGUGGCUGAACAUCUUUGGUGUCGCCUACCGCCUUUCCUCGGAGGACCGCAUCGUGAUCACCAUGACGCUCUUCCGCUUCCGCAACAUUCAUAUUGGGCAGGACUGCACCCAUCGCAUGGACCGCUGUCUGCUGCUGCUGGAGUGGCUGUUUGGCCUCGCGCAGGGCGCCUCCACCACCGCCCCGCACUGGAGCUACAUCACUCACCACAUUGAGUACAUUGUUUACAUGGUGCGAGACUGCCCCUGCUGGGAGUUGUUCUGCAAGUUUGUCUGCGCUCUCUACACCCCCCUCCUGCGCCGCGGCUCCAUCUCGUUUGCGGCGCAGGAGCAAGCCGCGACAGAGUCACGGCAGGAUAUCUCGCGGACGACGGUGCUGCGCAUCCUGCAGGUUCUCGCCAUUUGCCGCUCCCCCGCGCUCCCCGGCGAGGCCAGGCAACAGGUGGAACGGGCGCUUCUCUCGGUCAUCCCGCGGUUUGCCUACGGCGACGACGGCGGGAGCCCCACCGCGUACUACACCGUCGCCUUCGAUGUCUCCAACGACUCGGAUGCGGCGGCUGUGAGCAUUGCCAUGCAGUGCCUCGUAGAACGCGCGGAUAUGAAGACGUGGUGGACGCUUGCCUGCAUUGCGGCCGCCAUCCUCGGUAUUUCGCUAGCCGACACCGCGGAGGAGCUGCAGCGCGCCGCGGUGGCGGGAAUUCAUCUGGAGCACCUUGACGAGAUGGAGAAGAAUCGCUGGGUGAACAUGAUCGCCCCCGCCCUCUUUGCGUUUGACUCCUGCAGCACGCUGCCGUUUCUCACGCUGGUGCUGCAGAAGUUUGAAAGCCUGAACACGCCCAUAGCAAAGGCGAUUCUGCGCAACAAGCGGCUGGUGACGGCCAUCUUUGGCGGCACCGCACUGAGGCAGUCGAGGCGACGCAUCACCGUCAUUCGCGACCUUCUCAUCAUGCAGGCAGCCACGUUCUGCGGCGACGGCAACCUUCUUUUUCUGAUGAGGAACUCCGUGGCGGAGGAGGCGCCGCCAGAGCGGCAGGGCGGCAGCGGCGUGGAUGACGCCGCACCCGCGCGCGCAGCCACGACGGAGGGCGGCGGUAGUGGUGGUGGUAGUAGCAGCAGUGGCGUUGGCAACGGCGGAGUCCCCUGCAGAAGUCACCCGGGGCGUGCGGCGUGCGUGGCAAGGUCGUCGUCUAUUGCCAACGCCAUCGCCGCGGUGGAGACGAACUGCGUCUGGUUGGAGUACUGCUGUGAACACUACGACGCGUUUCUCUCGAAGCGGUUCUCCGCGGAGGAGCCGGCCACGCCGCGGUGGGAGAUGCCGGCCGAACAGCCGGUGGAGUCGGACAGCGUGGAGCACGACGGGGUGAGCACGUGA